This is a messenger RNA of Rattus rattus (black rat), 2112 nucleotides long. RefSeq names its product ubiquitin associated protein 1 like (gene Ubap1l). The coding region runs from base 891 to 2033 and encodes 380 amino acids. Gene Ontology annotation, molecular function: ubiquitin binding. The transcript has 5 exons. NCBI's taxonomy places the organism in Eukaryota, Metazoa, Chordata, Mammalia, Rodentia, Muridae. Gene Ontology annotation, biological process: ubiquitin-dependent protein catabolic process via the multivesicular body sorting pathway. The record is from RefSeq and is a predicted model, not a curated record. Gene Ontology annotation, cellular component: ESCRT I complex.
GAGGUGUGGGCCACUAGGCCCUGCUUCUUUAAUUACAUUUAAAAAAGGCUUUUACAUGGCUUGUUGUUUGCAUAUAGGGAAAAGUUACUUUGUAUGUCGACUGUGUAUCCAGUGUCCUUUCCAAAUCGUGUUACUAAUUUGAAGAGUUCUGUUCAUAGAUUCCUUUGGACUUGGCUCUAAUAACUGUGUCAUCUACAAAUAACAGUUGUUUUCCUUCUUUCCAAUCUGUUUCUGUAUUAGCUUUCUCCCUUCUUGCACAAGCUAGCAUCUGGUGUCAUGCUAAACAGAAGAGCUGGUGGUCUGAUACCCUUGCUUCACCGCCAGCCCUAAGAACAUCUUUCAUUAUUUCCUGGAAUGGAGCGUUUGCUGUGAUUGGUUAGAUUCCUCAGUUGAGGAAGUUGCCUUUUAGCCUAUAGAGAUGUAUACUUUGUUGUUGUUGUUGUUCUUUAAAAAUCUAUUAUUUCAUUAUUGUAUAUAUGUGCACGUGCAUAUACAUUGUAGCAUUUAGGUGGAGGUUGGGGGACAACUUGCAGAAGAACGCCCCAGGUUUGAAUUACCAAACCAGGAAAAUAAUUGAAAAAUAAUCUCGUAAUGUUUUAAGUAAGUUUAUAGUUUUCUAUUGGGGCCUAUUCAUAGCUAUCUUGGGGUGCAUGCAGCCUGUGGGCCCGGCUUGGACAUGCCUGAUAAUGUAACUUAGACAUAAAACAGCUCUGGGUUGUACUCAUUUCUUCUCUGAACAACACUGGCUGCUACAUCUUUUCCUUCCAGCUGUGAGGGCCACCGCAUAGGAGUGUGUGGCCGGAGCCCAGUUCUGAGGACCCGACACCCUCUCCCUGCCAUCUGGCUACUUGUGCAGCCCUUCUGAGACUGUUCCACCAUUCUCUGGCAGAAUGAAUGCCCUCGAUGGUGUCCCCUUCAAGGUGCCCAAGGGCUUUGUGAUGGACACAGAGCCCCACCCUGUGCCUGAGCUCAGUGUCCGGGACUGUAGAGAACUCCUGCUGGGCACGAUGUAUGACUUCAGCCUGGAAAAGAAGGCUCUCUUCUGGGUGGAAGCAGCCGUCCGAGGAUCUUGCCCCCAUCAGUGCAAUGACCUGGGGAUUGCAUCAGCCCCUCCAGCCUGGUUCCUGCUGGUGAAUCCAAACUACGGUCAGGUGCCUGAACCUGCUGAAAUCAGAGACCCAGAGACUGGACAGCAAGAAUCUCCUGAGGAGGAGGACGAGGAGGAGGAAGAAACAGAAGAGAAGAGGGACGAGGAAGAGGCCUCCUCUACCAGCGAGGAAGGGAUGGACUCCAGCAGCCCUCAGCCCGGUUCCCCUACAAGCCAUCGUCGCUGCUCCCUGGAUGUGCUGCGAAACAUGAGGUCUGAGCUGGCUGAUGCCAGGCGACGGCUCUCGGAGAGCAGACUAGCCACAUGUCCUCGAGCCCUCCUGCACCGCUUCCGAGCCCACCGCACGCUGAGCCUGAGCGCCAGCCCAGCUCCAACCCCUGGCCCAGCACCGCAGCCCCCCAACGUCUCCGAGCUGCCCCCACGACCCUCCACUGCCGGCGCCAUGCCUCCAUUGCGGAGCCACAAGCCUACAGUAGCUUCCCUCAGCCCAUACACCUGCUUGCCACCUCUUAGGGAGACACCCCAGCCCCUCGCCUCCUGUAGACUGCAUCGUGAUUCAGCACCUGACCUGCUGUCUGCCCUGACCAAAGAGGAGCAAGACCUCAUCGGGCCAGUGGUCGCCUUGGGCUAUCCCCUGGGAAGGGCCAUCGUGGCACUGCAGAAGACAGGGAGGCAGAGCCUGAGCCAGUUUCUCGGCUACCUCAGUGCCUGUGAAAGGCUGCUGCGGCAGGGCUACGAUGAGGCGCUGGUGGACGAGGCCAUGGAGAUGUUCCAGUUCUCUGAGCAUCAGGCAGGGGAGUUCCUGCGGCUCUGGCAGCAGUUCAGUGACAUGGGCUUCCAGCAAGACCGGAUCAAGGAGGUGCUGUUGGUCCACGGCAACCAGCGUGAACAAGCCCUGGAGGAGCUGGUAGCCUGUGCCCAGUGACAAACCAGGACGCUGUUUGAUGCAUGACUGACAGUGGGGUCAGUCCUGCCACCCAUCCCAGCUGUAUCAUCAAAAGAUA